CUACUUCAUCACUAAGAAUCACGUUUCUGCUCAGUUACAAAAAGUUCCACUAUCUCCUUUCUUCCUCCCUUCCUAUCUCCUCUUUUUUUUUUAAUCUUCUGCAGUUCGUAGCGAUUUUAUUUAACUGAAUUCAUUUUACCCUCGAAAAACGUAUAGUUUUCUGUUUCUUGAUCAUAUAUAUUUGAACUGAUUAAUGUUUCUCCUACCAAAAAAAAUGAUCCAAAUUUAAGCUUUUCUUGAUCAAAUACCAAAAGAAUAUAACUGAAAAUUUUCUUUAAGAUUUUUCCAAUGGAAAAAGUUGGUUCUUGGGACACAAAGAUUGUCAUCAGUGAGCUAACACAAGGUAGAGACCUUGCGAAUGAGCUGAAAAACCAACUUCAGCCCGCAAAAUCGCGAGAGGCAUGUGGAUAUUUGGUGGAGAAAAUACUUUCGUCUUAUGAUAAUGCAUUAUCAGUGCUCAACGACAUGUCUUUUCUUGAAAAUCCUUCACAAAUUAAUGGCUUGUUGGGAUCAGCUAGCCCAAGAAGCAGUGACGGUUCUGAUCUUAUCGACUCUAAAGAUCGUGUCAUCAAGAAAAGAAAGACAUUAGCAAAAUGGAGUGAGCAAGUGAGAGUUUGCAGUGGAACAGGACUAGAAGGCCCUCUUGAUGAUGGAUAUAAUUGGAGAAAAUAUGGGCAGAAAGAUAUUUUAGGGGCUAAAUUUCCAAGGGCAUAUUACAGAUGUACACAUCGAAACACACAAGGAUGUUUGGCAACAAAACAGAUUCAAAGAACAGAUAAAGACACUUCGAUUUUCGAGGUCACAUAUAAUGGAGCACACAGUUGUAUUCAAGAAAGGCUAAAACAGAAGAAAGAAAAUUCUCUAAUAUUAAAGAAAGAAGAAGAAGAAAUUCAAAGACAUGAAGCUCAACAAAAUAUGAUCAUUCUUAAAAAUGAAACUCAAGAAUUGGAUACCAAGGAAGAAAUUUUCCCUCCCUUUGAAUUCUUUUCAGAGCAUAUAAAGGAAAGCAAUUUCUCAGCAAAUUAUUCACCUCCAUUUUUAUCUUCAACUACAUCCGAGUCAUAUAUGAACAAUUUCGAGAUUCAUCACAAUUUGCAAACUUCAGAAACAGACUUCAGUGAGAUAAUUUCGAAU
Molecule: messenger RNA, 1134 nt
Organism: Olea europaea var. sylvestris
Lineage: Eukaryota; Viridiplantae; Streptophyta; Magnoliopsida; Lamiales; Oleaceae
Product: probable WRKY transcription factor 53
Exons: 3
Biological process (GO): regulation of DNA-templated transcription
Cellular component (GO): nucleus
Molecular function (GO): transcription cis-regulatory region binding; DNA-binding transcription factor activity
Source: RefSeq, a predicted model, not a curated record